CCCGUGCCCCCUGCCCGGCCUCUGCCCUCGCCACGCCGCCCGCUCCGGAGCGAGACAUGGUGGCGGCACGGGCGGCGGCGUGGCUGCUCCUGGCUGCGGCGGCCUGCGCGCCGCGGGAGCAGGACUUCUACGACUUCAAGGCCGUCAACAUCCGGGGCAAGUUGGUGUCGCUGGAGAAGUACCGAGGCUCGGUGUCCCUGGUGGUAAAUGUGGCUAGCGAGUGCGGCUUCACAGACCAGCACUAUCGGGCCCUGCAGCAGCUACAGCGGGACCUGGGGCCCCACCACUUCAAUGUGCUUGCCUUCCCCUGCAACCAGUUUGGCCAGCAGGAGCCCGACAGCAACAAGGAGAUCGAGAAUUUUGCCCGCCGCACAUACAGUGUCUCUUUCCCCAUGUUUAGCAAGAUUGCAGUCACCGGCACUGGUGCCCACCCUGCCUUCAAGUUCCUGACUGAGACUUCUGGAAAGGAGCCUACCUGGAACUUCUGGAAGUACCUGGUGGCCCCAGAUGGAAAGGUGGUAGGAGCUUGGGACCCAACUGUGUCGGUGGAGGAAAUCAGGCCCCAGGUUACAGCGCUUGUGAGGAAGCUCAUCCUGAAGAAGCGAGAAGACUUAUAACCACUUUCCCUCCUCUCCCCCAUGCCCUCCCCCAACCGUGCAUGAGUGACCAAAGCAAACUCAAAUGGUGCUACAAAGGGAGAGACCACUGACUCUCCUCCACUCCUGUCCCCGCUACCCCAUCACUCCUAUUGGGGAAGAAUUCUAGUAGCUUGAUUAUUUGAAUCUUAGAGCAACCUCUAGGAACUCCUGACCAGUGAGAGUUCUUGACCAAUGACUCACCAGCCGAUAAGAACCUCUAGCCCAUGAAAAUAGGCAAAUAGAAGCAUUUCAAACAAUUAUCUCCUACCUAUAAAGCAGAGCCAAUUCCUACCUCACAGGGCUGUUGUGAGGAUGAGGAUGAAAAGCCUAUGAAAGUGCCAAGGGCAGUGCCAGCUAACCAGAAGGCAUUCAAUAAAUGGUUUCUGCAUAUGUACCAAAAAAUAAGUUGUGAUUAAUAAAAACUUGAACUCAACAUGAAUUUAUAGCCAUGAGAAUCCAGGCCAAACAUUUGUAGCUGUUACUGUUUUCCUAUGUAUUUUUUUAAAUUACAAAAGUAAUAUAAUUCAUUGUAAAAUAAUACAAGAUGAUACAAAAUAAAAAA
Messenger RNA from Odocoileus virginianus texanus, 1200 nucleotides. RefSeq names its product glutathione peroxidase 7 (gene GPX7). The record is from RefSeq and is a predicted model, not a curated record. Gene Ontology annotation, molecular function: glutathione peroxidase activity. NCBI's taxonomy places the organism in Eukaryota, Metazoa, Chordata, Mammalia, Artiodactyla, Cervidae. Gene Ontology annotation, biological process: response to oxidative stress.